Oxyura jamaicensis (ruddy duck) is the source of this 2817-nucleotide messenger RNA. It is a transcript of the gene SLCO4C1, whose product is annotated as solute carrier organic anion transporter family member 4C1. Gene Ontology annotation, biological process: transmembrane transport; sodium-independent organic anion transport. Gene Ontology annotation, molecular function: protein binding. The record is from RefSeq and is a predicted model, not a curated record. NCBI's taxonomy places the organism in Eukaryota, Metazoa, Chordata, Aves, Anseriformes, Anatidae. Gene Ontology annotation, cellular component: membrane. Bases 55 to 2103 code for a protein of 682 amino acids. The transcript has 13 exons.
CGUUGGUAUUUAGGAGAGCGUCGCGUCCUAGUGCCGUUCGCAGCUGGUACCGGUAUGAAGGGAGACGGCAUUGAGAACCCGGCUUUUGAGCCUCCCAGCCCCGACCUCAGCGGCCAGCGACAUGCGAGCCCUGCCGGGGCUGAAAGCCCAGCCCUGUCCCCGUCCCCGUCCCGAGCCGCGGCUGAGGCGGCCGAGGAGGGUCCGUGCGGCUGGGGCCGCUGCACCCCCAAGGCUCUGCAGCUCUGCAACAACCCCGAGGGCUACCUGGCUGCCUACAGCCUGCUGGCCAUCUUUCAAGGUAUUGUGGUAAAUGGCCUGAUUAACAUCAGUAUUUCAACAAUUGAGAAACGUUACGAGUUGAACAGCUCCCUCACUGGCUUAAUCUCUGCAAGCUAUGACAUUGCUUUUUGUAUAUUGUCACUGUUUGUAUCUUUCUUUGGAGAAAGAGGGCACAAACCACGAUGGCUGGCUUUCUCAGCACUUAUGCUAGGAUUGGGCUCACUUAUAUUUUCCUUACCACACUUCAGUAGUGGAAAAUACCACUUCGGAGCGAAGCGUGAAGAUACCUGCCAAAUUUCAGGAACAAGCUCUACAAACUUCACCUGCAGUGCCAACACAAAAUCUUCACUUUCGAACUAUCUUUAUGUCUUUAUACUGGGACAGCUGCUGCUGGGAGUUGGAGGAACUCCACUGUAUACUUUGGGGACAGCUUUUAUUGAUGAUAGUGUCCCAAAGCACAAGUCUUCUCUUUAUAUAGGAAUUGGCUAUGCCAUGUCACUGCUGGGGCCUGCUAUUGGCUAUGUCUUAGGUGGACAGCUACUUAAAGUUUACAUUGAUAUCCAGAUCCCAGAAAGUACACAUAUAGACCAAGAUGACCCACGCUGGCUUGGAGCAUGGUGGAUAGCAUUCCUUGCAUGCUUUUUUGCAAUUUGGUUUCUGAUAAUACCAUUUUCAUGCUUUCCGAAAUACUUGCCAGGAACAGCAAAAAUACAGGCUGAAAAAAUAUCUGAAACGCACAAUGAUGGAAGUGAGGCACUUGUUGAAACCAAGAAUAUUGGAAAGAGUUUUAAAGACUUCCCUGUUGCUCUUUUGAUUCUGUUGAAGAAUCCGGUGCUUAUGAGUCUAAUAGUAGCUAGUUCUUCAGAAGCAUUAGUUGCCACUGGCUUUGCCACUUUUUUACCAAAGUUCAUAGAAAAUCAGUUCGGAAAGACAUCAAGUUUUUCAGCAACUCUUGGAGGGCUUGUAUUAGUUCCAGCAGCAGCACUAGGCCAAGUCAUAAGUGGCAUCUUGGUAUCCAAGUGCAAAAUGGAUUGCAAAAACAUAAUCAAGUUCAUGAUAGGCACUUGUUCAGUGGCUCUACUGUUAAACACAGUGUUUUUAUUUGCUAAGUGUGGGAAUGAACCUUUCGCAGGUGUCUCUGAAACGUAUGAUGGAACUGGCAUGCUACAUAACUUAACAGCACCUUGUAAUGCUAACUGCAAAUGCUUGCGUUCUAUGUACUACCCAGUCUGUGGCAGAGAUAAAGUCCAGUACUUUUCCCCAUGUUAUGCAGGAUGUGCAUCAUCUCUUCUUACCAACAUGAAAAAGGCUUACUACAACUGUUCCUGUAUUGGGAAGCCAAAAAGAGAAAAUGGUUCAGAAGACAUUCUCUAUGAAGCUAUACCUGGGAAAUGUCCAACACGAUGCACAGUUCUACCUUUAUUUCUGAUCUUCUUCUUUUUUGCUGUUGUUUUUACAUUUAUGGCUGUUACUCCAACAACUGUGGCCAUUCUCAGAUGUGUGCCAGAUAAACAGCGUUCAUUUGCUCUUGGAGUACAGUCAGUAUUUCUACGACUACUGGGUACUAUCCCUGGACCAAUUUUGUUUGGUGUUGCAAUAGAUAACAGUUGUUCUCUGUGGGAUAUCGAUGAAUGUAAAACUAAAGGAGCCUGUUGGGUGUAUGACAACGAAAGAAUGGCAUAUCUGCUGAUGGGCAUAAGUGCUGCUUGCAAAAUCGUCACAAUCAUCUUUGUGAUCAUGGCAGUAUUUUUGUAUAAGCCUCCACAAGCAAGUCCAGCUCUGUCACAAAAGGAUUCAGAAAUGGUGGCUGCUAUACACACAUAAAUUGUGAGCAAAUCAGGGAGUUUCAAAAGAAGCCAAUAAGAGCAAGCACUGUUAAGACACUUAUACCAAAGUUCUUCAACAACAUCAAAUAUAAAAGAUAUUUAAUUCUUGAACUUUAAACUAUUUGUGAAUGUGUAUAGUGUUCUUUAAUUUGCUGAAUGUGAUAUUUAGUAUUCCAUUCUGUAUAUCCAAAAAAGCCAUUACAUUUCUAAUCUAAUUUUGAAUGUUGAAGGUAAACAAGUUAAAAUAUUCCAAUCAAAAAAUGGCAAAAAUGAGCUGAACUGGACUGACUGAGUCACAUUUUCCCUUCUUAUAUAGUAAUACCGAAGGGAGGAGCUUUACUGGGAGAAAAUGUGGAACUUGAUAUAUUAAAGGGAACUGUCAAUGUUUAAAAUGGGGAUUAUUUUUAUGUGCACAUUGCCUGGGCUAAUACUUCAGAUAUGGAUUUUGACUGUAGAUACACUUGGGAGCGUGCAAGUAUGGACAUGUUUUAAAUAUUUUUACAUGUUAUCCUAAUGGCAUUAAUUCACUCUUUAGUAUUUGUAGAAAACUGUAAAUAGUUAUAGGUAGCUGCAUUUGUGACAGCACAGUUUGUUAACUUAAGUGCCUUAGUUUCUAUUUGAAAUAUACACAGAAAGAUGCUAUCAAGCUUCUUUCUUUAGGGAAUGUCAAUAUUUUUCUAUAAACUUUGAAAAUAAAACCUAUUUUCUUAAA